This is a messenger RNA of Prorocentrum cordatum, 1140 nucleotides long. Lineage: Eukaryota; Dinophyceae; Prorocentrales; Prorocentraceae. The record is from the annotation of a GenBank genome assembly.
AUGGCCGACAUGCGGCACCAGCUCGAGGAGGAGCUCCGGCAGAGGUGCUCGGACCUGGAGGGGCAGCAGCAGGACACGUUGUCCAAGUCGCGCGCUUGCCUGGCAGCCGUGGAGGACACCCAGAGAAGACAUGGGUUCGCCAUGUCGCGCGUGGAGGGUACGAUACAGGAGCUCCUGGGCCGGGCCGAGGAGCACGGGCUGCGCCUGGGCAGCCUGGAGGCCUCGGCCGCGCUGGCGGCCCAGGCCUCCGCCCCGCGCGCCCGCCUGGCGCUGGAGCCCGCCGAGCCCCCGGCCGGGGACCAGCUGUGGCGGUUGGAGCAGACCGCGGCGGACCUGCACCAGCGGCUGGAGCAGCUGCGGGACGACGCGAGGAGCGACCGCGCGGCGUGCAACGCCCUGGCCGAACAGGUGACUGAGCACGAGACCCGCAUCGUGGGAUGCAGGGCGUACGUGGACAGCCACCAGGGCACCCUGGCCUCCUUGGACGACCGCAUCCGGCAGGUUUGCGAGAGGCAGCUGGUCCAGCCCCUGAGCAAGAGCGUCCGGGAGCUGGCCCGGAAGCACCUCGAGGCGCAGGAGCGGAGCGAGGCCACCAGGAUGGCGCUCGACCAGGUCCACGAGGUCGUGUCGAGCUUCCAGCGUCAGGUCUUCACUUCGCCAUCCACACGGUCUGCGAUGACUCCGGCGCAGUAUUCGCAGAGUCAACAGAUUGAACAUUUUCGUGAGCAGCCCACGGAGGUCGACGUGGUGGCCGCCGAGCCCCGCCGGAGCUCCUCGCCCCCGAAGGCCAGGCUGGACGCCGGCAUCGACGCGGCGACGCCGCCGCCGCGGCUGCAGGCGCUGCGCUCGUCGGGCUGCGAGUCUUCCCCGGGCGCCAGCGGCCCGAGCCUGGCCCAGUCGCCGGCCGCGCCGACGAGCCCCAAGGAGACGUUCGGCCCUCUGAUCAUGGAGCUCCUGAACAAACUCAAGGACAUUGCACCGAAGGUCAUCGAGCACGAGAGGUUCAUCGAGCUGGUCAGGGCCAACGGCCAGCUCGCUGUCACGAAAGAGGACCUCGAGGCCCUCCGCGACGAGAUGCGCGGAUUCAGGUGCCGCAUGGUCGAGGUGGAGCAGAGCAUCGAGAACAUCCGGACCGUGUGA